Bombyx mori (domestic silkworm) is the source of this 5587-nucleotide messenger RNA. It is a transcript of the gene Rint1, whose product is annotated as RAD50-interacting protein 1. The transcript is spliced from 14 exons. Bases 154 to 2706 code for a protein of 850 amino acids. Gene Ontology annotation, biological process: retrograde vesicle-mediated transport, Golgi to endoplasmic reticulum; endoplasmic reticulum to Golgi vesicle-mediated transport; regulation of ER to Golgi vesicle-mediated transport. Gene Ontology annotation, cellular component: Dsl1/NZR complex. Lineage: Eukaryota; Metazoa; Arthropoda; Insecta; Lepidoptera; Bombycidae. The record is from RefSeq and is a predicted model, not a curated record.
AUGCUAGUUGCAUAAUUUUAAAUUAGACAACAAAGAUGCCCCCAAGACUCAAUCAUUUUGAUCCUUAUAUAGCAUUUUAUACAUCAACAACUACCUUAAAAUUGCUCAUAAAUUUGGAAUUUGUCCCUAAUCGCCCCAUUUUACGGUACUUAAAUGUGUGUACAUACUACUACAUACAAAAUCCAAUUUUUUGUUAAAAAUUUAAUCAUGAAUGAUGAUGAGAAAAAUGCUAUUAUUCAAGAACUUAAUUUUAAGAUCGGAAGUGAUAUUAACGAAUUGGGUAGUACAUUUGCUCUGGAAAGUGAGUUAGCUGAUAAAAGAGAUAAACUUUUAAGCUGUCUAACGGUGGCCAACAAUGAGGUGCCUACAAAAUUAUCAGUUGCAAUUAAAAAUGCUGAAGUUAAUUCAAUGCAAAUACAAAACUUGAAAGUAAUAAGUAAUGAGUUGAGAAAAAGAGUUGCAGUAUUCUUGGAGCAGACAGAACCAUUACGAGCUGAAAUGGAAAGAAAGUUUCAUGCUAUAAAUAAGUUAUAUGAAAUAAUUGAAUAUUUGAGAUCUUUUGAGAAAGUAGAUGAUUUAAGUCGACAAAUGAAACAGAGUAGUGAUGAUGAACAACUUGUGCUACUAUAUGGUGAACUGAAGCAUAUGUGCCAAUUAUACCAGAAGGGUCACAGAGGAAACUAUGUAAAGGAAUACACUCACUAUUGGCAUAAUGUGCUAAAAGAUAAACUGACACAACACUUUGAUGAGGUAAUGAAAUUACUGAAAUGGCCUUUUAUAAGUGGAGCUGAACAUUCCCCACCUCCCAAAGAAGUUAUGAUUAAGUUCACAAAUCUCAUUAGAUAUUUGUUUUUGAUUGAAGAACCUGAAGACUUAAACAUAAAUGCUGCUGUUGCCCAAGAUUUUGGUCAAGAACUAAACCCAUGUUUGCCUGUUCGUGUUCUCUUAAGGCCGUUAAAGAAGAGAUUUGCAUUUCAUUUCAUGGGGUCCAGACAGACAGCUCGCAUUGAUCGACCAGAGUGGUUUCUCACUCAAACAUUAACCUGGAUAAAGGACCAUCAGAACUUUGUUCAAAAUAAUGUACAACCAGUUGCUGAUAAACUUGAACUGGACAAUGUUAAUGCAGUGGAUCAAUUCAAUGCUGGUCUAAUAUCGCUAGCUGCAGAAAGACUUCACACAAUUAUAGCUUUGUAUCAUACACAAGGCACCAAAAGGGAGGUAGUCGAUGCAGAUGCCGCUUUCGCACAUGCUGUCGACGAAAUACUAGGAUUUAAUAGAGAACUGAGUACACUGACCGGAAAAGAAAUAAAUAGUAUACUCUCGGUGCUGACUAAGGCGGAGACUUUUGUAAGGUGGUUGGCUGUUGAGAAGAAAUAUGCACUAAGUAAAAUGGAUGAGAUAUUGGGCAGCGACCAGUGGACCGAGCCCGUGGUGACGGGGACGGGCGUGGCUACGGGCGCCAUCUUGUGGGUGCCGCGGGCUGCCGACUGGUUCGUCACACUACUAAAGACUAUCGAGGACAGAUACGCUGUGUUGCCACAGCCUGGACACAGAUUACAGUUUCUAGAACUUCAGCUAGAACUGCUGGAGGAGUGGCGCAUCCGUUUAACGCAGCUGCUCAGUGCGGCCAUGGACUCGCUGGUGCCUGAAACGUUCCUGUCGCCAGGACCCACGUCGCAUCCUCUCAUAGCGGUCACCAAUACGGCCCAUCACUCGCGGAUCGUGCUGCUGCAGUGGGCUAACUCAUUGCAUUACCUCCAGUUGCACUACUACAGGCGGCAGUUCCAGCACUUCACACAGCAGCAGCAUCAUGAAGAUAGCUCGAUUUCGUCUUCAAGCUCUGAUGAUGAUGAUGACGAUGACGACAGCAGCGAAGGACACACUAAGAAAGCUUCUAGAGCAGACGAAACGAUGUCCUUAAAAGAAGUCGAACUGCGAGCGAAGAAGCUCGCGCUGAAUGAAAUGAUCCGGAGGGAUUCGAUGAUACACGAGCAACUGUACGACAUCACUGCUCCGAUAGCAAACCUCGCCGUCACCGAACCUCUGUCAGGUGACGAGGAUAUGGAAGAAGCAGGAGUAUUCGCCGAAGCACCAGCCUUACUAUCUCGAUUACUUAAUGCAGCCUUAGACGCGAUUUCUGAACACAUAACAUUAGAAUUCAAGGCCAGUAUAAGGGACUACAAGAAACAAAAGUGGCACAAUCUGCCCGUAGUCGAGGAGCUGGCGCUGACGGUGUCGCCGGCUCUGUGCGCGCCGCUGUCCGGGCUGAGCGCGCGGCUGUCGUCCGUGAGCGCGCGGCUGGCUCCCUGCCUCGCCGUGAGACUCCGAGCGCAAUUAGCCACUAACGUCGACCGAUGUUUGUUUGAGACGGUGGUACUAGAGAAUUGGUUCAACACCGGCGGCACUAUGCAAUUCACGUUUGACGUGAAACGAAAUUUAGUCCCUACGUUCGCUCCGCCGAGCAAAGUGGCCUCGCAAAUGAACCAAUUGCCCAAGUUGCUCGAGUCCUGUAAACUCCUGAACCAGGACUACGAGGACGCUCGACGUCUCCGCGACAUGCUGGAGAGGAAGCCGGAGCUGGCAAGAGACUUUCUGGGCAACCAGGGCAUUACCUCGAUCACAGGGAUGGAAGCACUACAGAUACUGAACCAGAGAACGGACCUGUGCGACACUAACAGCGCAGCUUCUGUGCUGGAACUAUUCUGAGAGUUCGAGAGAGGAUACCGGUAAAGCAACCAAUAGUAAUCGACGUACCAAUUUGGUUUUCUGGAUUCUAUUGUGUUUUAAAAAUAUUGAAUCAAUUAAAAAUGAAUUUUAUUUAUGUAUUUUUUACUUAGACUAGUGGAACGACUCAUCAUUAAGUGAUUGCCAGAGUCCAUAGAUAUUAACUACAUAAAUGCCACCCACGUUAAGAAAUUACUUCUAAGUAUCGAUUUUAAAGUACAGCGGCUGCUUUACCCUUCGAUCUAAAACGCAUUACUGCUUCACGGCAGAAAUAGGCAGGGUGGUGGUACCUACCCGUGCGGACUCACAUGACGUCCUACCGCCAGUAAUUACGGAAAUAUAUUUUUCGCGGGUUUGAUUUUUAUUACACGAAGUUAUUCCUUUAUCGUGGAAUUCAUUCGUCAAUAUUUGAUUAGUACGUAUUUCAAUAGAAAGUUUAGUACCUGCCUGUGGCAUUCGAACGCCGGCUCAGUCACUUCGCUUGAUACGAAUGCACUGAGCGUCUUAUCCUUUACGGCCUGGCCACGGGGAUCGGCGGUGCGAACAGCGAAGCGGUGGGCGAGGCGACCAUUCGCGCAGCACCGUUUGCAGGCCACGGGUACUCACGUUCGCCGCCGCGACUAGUAAGGAAGUCCGACAGCGAAAUGUCUAUAUCGAAAUUAUCUCGAUAUUGCUUACAAAUUAAUAGUUUUUUGGUUCAGGACCUAUUAUUUGGAAAAGAUUGUGAAGUACAUGAUUUGAAUAAGAAUCGGAGUAUACCUAUAGAUGGAGAAUUCCACAAGAAGUACGAGAAAUACUUUGGGUGGCUAGACUUCCAAAUAGCUGGUCUAGCUAGUAUUUCAGCUAUUUUAUUUUUUUAUUGCUUAGAUGGGUGGACGAGCUCACAGCCCACCUUGUGUUAAGUGGUUACUGGAGCCUAUAGACAUCCACAACGUAAAUGCGCCACCCACCUUGAGAUAUAAGUUCUAAGGUCUCAAGUAUAGUUAUAAUGGCUGCCUCACCCUUCAAACCGAAACGCAUUACUACUUCACGGCAGAAAUAGGCAGGGUGGUAGUACCCACCCGUGUAGACUCACAAGAGGUCCUACCACCAGUAAUUACGCAAAUUAUUAUUUUGAAGAUUUCAUUUUUAUCACACGAUGUUAUUCCUUCACCGUGGAAAUCAAUCGUGAACGUUGAGUGUUGUUGAGUACGUAUUUCAUUACAAAAAUUGGUACCCGCCUGAUAUUCGAACACCGGUGCAUCGCUCAACACGAUUGCACCGGACGUCCGUUAGGCCACGACGACUUUAAAAAUAUAAAAUAAAAAAUAAAUAAAAAAUAUAAAAAUUUCGGCGUUAAUUUUUCGCGGCGAAAACAACUAAACUCAUUUAAUCACUGCACUAUUCGCCGCGACUACCGCUCGACUCCGUGGCUCGCGCCGUCCGUAUUCAUGCAUUUGUUUUGCUCGCCCGCCGCAUCGCGCGAUUCGCUCGGUACAUUUCGCCGGUCGCUUCGCCGGUCGCCGGUGCGCGUGGCUUGUUAGGUACAUUUCUAUGCGCUUGUUUUAGUCGCUAGACGCUUCGCCGUUCGCACCGCGCGAAUAUUCGCAUCGGCGAAUGUCCCGUGGCCAGGCUGUUAGGCCACGGCGACUUCUUUACUAAAACCAACAAAGUAUAUCUAUUCAGCUCGAUUUUUCUUCAUUUGAAAUUUAUGUCGUCUUUUUUUAGUUUUAUUCAGAUAAUAUUUAUGUCGAAUUGAAGAUUCGAGCAAACAAGAUUCCUGCUUAAAAGAUAAUUGUAAUAAUCAUAACAAUAAAUGCAUGCUGUUAAUGUUUCGGUGUCGGUUUCGGUUAUUGGAGUACACUCAUUUAUUACAAAAUGAAGCAUUGAAUUUGUUAGAAUAAUUGUUGAAUCAAUAAAAACACUUCCUACUCCUCAAACGUUUGUCGCACAAAGCUAAUUUAUAUUUUUGACGUGAUAACGUCUUAUAAAUCCAUAAACACCGGCUGUAAAGAUGAGUUGAUCAGACAGUUCUUAUUCAAUUAGUAGUAGUUUAUUUAAAAAUUAAAUUAAAACAGUUAAAUUGUUUUAUUAUGAGAAAGGGGGGCUCCGCCCCCCCCUACCUCCGGCCAGGGCUUCGCUCCUGGACCCCGGCUCGGUACUCCACGAACUUUCGGCCUGCUAGGAGAAAAAUAGUAUGUGCACCGCGGGAAAAAGUAGGACAUCUCAUCCCGCGUGGGAGGAAAUGUCCUACUUUUCUCCCGCGGUGCACAAUGUACUAUUUUUGGCGUGGCGAAAGACAUGGCCCGGGCAACGCUAGCAAUGUUUGCUAUGCAGUUAUUUUAUAUGACUAAUAUGUUGUCUGGAACUUGCAGCAUGUUUCACUCGUCCUGAAUUACAGAUAUAAAGCGGGUAAAACCGUGGGGUAUGUCGAAUUGGAUCGUUGGUCGAGUGGCGAGUGACUGCGACUACUGGUUCACGGGGUCAGAGUUCGAUUCUUACUUGGAAUUUGUAUCCUUGUGAAUGAUAUUGAAUUUUCAGAGGGGGGUUUGGGCAUUUCUUCGUCUUUUUUCUGGAUUUAAGAAUUAAUAAUUGUAGCUGAUAAGGAAUAGCUGUAGUAGAUUUCCGAUUUGAAGCGUGAGAUAUGUAAUAUUUGAUCAUUGAAAUAUUUAAGCUAAGUGCAUGAUAAUCUGUUAAUAUUGCUGUUGUUAUUGUUUUUUUUUUUUUUAAAGUAUGCAAUGAAAUUAAUUAUACUUUGUUUAUAUUCUGUGAUUUUAUUAAGAGAAAUGUGACCUAGGUUUUAUUUAUAUUAAAAUAUUCGCAUUUAAAGCAUGAACUUCGUAAAAUGGUAAUUAUUGUUCGAAAUAAAUAAGGAUAUAAACAA